UUCCGGCUUCAGUUAACUGUUAACACUUCACUAUUUAGUAGACAUUCUAUCGUCGAACGUUAUGGCCGCUUUGUAUUUGUACACAGUUCUUUUUUAGGCAUAAUUUCGUACGUCUUUCGUUAGUAAUUAUUAUUUUUCAACAACAGUACACCGUUUAUUUCAGUUUUCGGCCGAACUUGACAAAGCAAUUACUGGUAUGCACCCUAUAUGGGUGGCAUUGCCGUUAUGCUUGGCUCUGAGCGUGUGUACAAGGGCCGAAGUGUACACGGCUUUGGCAGAACUCGAAGAGCUGUUGGAAACCGAAUCGGUUCUCUUGCGGACCUUACACCAGUACAUUUCCGACCAAGAACAAAGGAUAGAGGCGUUAAAAAAGCACGCUCGAGACUACGAGAAAGAACACAAAAUCGCCGCCAAGGAUAUUACCAACUACUUGUCGAAUCCGAUCAACGAUUAUUUACUAGUGAAAAGACUGACUAGCGACUGGCACAAGACGGAAAAACUGAUGCAGGAUCCUUAUUAUGAAGCUGCCAUGAAAAAUCUUACUCAAUACCGUGAACUUCUGAAAUUUCCUACCGAUGAAGAUCUGUCGGGUGCGGCCACAGCCCUCAUGAGGUUGCAAGACACGUACAAACUGGACACGGCGUCAGUUGCCAGAGGAGAAUUGAACGGAAUCCAAUACAGCUCGCAACUUACGGCCGGUGACUGUUUUGAACUCGGUCGUCAGUCUUACAACGGUCGAGAUUUCUACCACACCGAAUUAUGGAUGAUAGAAGCACUCAAAAGACACGAACAGGAGCGAUCCAACAGCACAGAUCGAUGGGAAAUCUUGGAAUAUCUCGCCUAUUCAACGUUCAUGCAAGGCAACGUUAACAAGGCGUUGGAGCUGACCAAUGAGCUGUUGGAUUUGUUCCCGAACCACGAACGAGCCCUGGGCAACCGUGCUUACUAUGAGGCGACCAUUAAAAACGGGACAACGGAAUUGGAGGAAAGCAAACAGACUCACGCGCCGACCAUGUUGGACCCAAACGAGAGGGAAAGUUAUCAGAUGUUAUGCCGAAACGAAAACAUGAUGGCUGUCCAAGUGAGUUCAAAACUCUGUUGUCGGUACACCACCAACAACAACAAUCCGCUCUUAAUGAUCGCUCCGCUCAAAGAAGAAGAAGCGUAUCUAAGCCCUAAAAUACUGCUAUACCAUGGCAUUUUGUACGACAAAGAGAUUGAAGUUAUCAAACGUUUGGCCCAACCGAGACUGAAACGAGCCACCGUGCAAAACUACAAAACGGGAGAGUUGGAAUUUGCCGACUACAGAAUUAGUAAAUCGGCUUGGCUGAAAGAGCAAGAAGACGUUGUGGUGGCCAACGUUGCCAAGCGUGUUGAGGCAAUGACGGGUCUUACGACGGAGACAGCCGAAGAGCUUCAAGUGGUAAACUAUGGUGUGGGUGGUCAUUAUGAUCCGCAUUACGACUUUGCCAGAAGAGAAGAAAUAAACGCUUUUAAAUCUCUGGGAACUGGCAAUCGUAUUGCUACUGUAUUGUUUUAUAUGAGUGACGUCGCUCAAGGAGGGGCUACCGUUUUCCCUAAGCUAGGAGUCGCUCUGAAACCCGUAAAAGGAACAGCUGCUGUAUGGAUGAACUUAUAUCCAAGUGGAAACGGUGAUCUAAGAACUAGACACGCCGCUUGUCCUGUAUUGCAGGGAUCCAAAUGGGUGUGUAAUAAAUGGCUGCACGAAGCUGGACAAGAGUUUAGAAGACCUUGUGAUCCUAAAGAAAAUCUUGAAAUGACUAGCAAAAGUUGAUCAAAAAAUAAAUAACGACUUCUUAAUACUAUACGAUAUAAACAAUUACAUUGUUUUUUUUACUUUUCUGUUUUACUAUGAACAAUUUUUUUUAAAAAACUUAAAAAAUAUUUGUUUUCUCCUCUAUUAUUAUUAUUUUAUUUAUAAAUAAUAUUUUUGUAUUUCAUAAAAGUAUAAUAAUUUAGAAUCCAUAUCUAUUUUAAAAUUUGUAUAUAAUGUCACUUUUGAAAUAUGUAUAGAUAAUAUUUUUACUAUUGACAAUCAUUUAAAAUUUGUUUUAUUUAAAAAUACAUAAUAUAUAUAUUUCAACUAA
This is a messenger RNA of Adelges cooleyi (spruce gall adelgid), 2108 nucleotides long. It is a transcript of the gene PH4alphaEFB, whose product is annotated as prolyl 4-hydroxylase subunit alpha-1. The coding region runs from base 197 to 1795 and encodes 532 amino acids. Gene Ontology annotation, molecular function: procollagen-proline 4-dioxygenase activity; L-ascorbic acid binding; iron ion binding. The record is from RefSeq and is a predicted model, not a curated record. Gene Ontology annotation, cellular component: endoplasmic reticulum. Gene Ontology annotation, biological process: peptidyl-proline hydroxylation to 4-hydroxy-L-proline. NCBI's taxonomy places the organism in Eukaryota, Metazoa, Arthropoda, Insecta, Hemiptera, Adelgidae. The transcript has 10 exons.